AAAGAGAGAGAGAGCAACAGAUUAAGGGAGGAGGGAAUGAAGGGAAAAGCAAGUAGCAAAAAAAAUCACAUUUCGAAGCAAAAGGACAACAGGUGUCUAGACUUAAUACAGGAGCAGGAACAGAAGAACGCUGGAAAACAAAGAGAAAAAACGAUAAAGAAAAUGAAAACAAGCUGUUCAUGUCAAAGACAGACUACUGAACUCAAAGCCUGAAACAGAGGUGAAUAUUGAACGUGUGCGAUAUUGUUUUGCCGUGUGUCUACAUCUGUUUGCACACAAAGAGUGGGUUGGUAAUUGCUUCAGUGACACGGACAUAGCUUCUGUGAGCAACUUAUAUACAAACCACGGCUGCUUAAAAACCUCCGAACGCAAGAGAUGGAGGGAGGAGAGGGGAGAAGAGCAGGAGGAGAACGAAGCAGCCGGCUGUCGGCCCUACAGGAGCAGCUUGUGUGGUCUCUCCUGGGAUCAGGGCUGUCAAAAGAGCUGCUGAUCCAGGCCAUGGGAGAUCUGGAGCGAGAACGGGCCUCGGCCGGCGCUGAGAGGAUGGAUCGGGCUGACGGCGAGAGCUCGGAGGAGGGAGACAUGGACAAUCCACCUCCUAUCUUCCAUGAGCUGGAGAGGCUACCGCCGGAGGAGGCCGCGAGGCAGAGAGCUGAAGUGGACCAGCUGUUGCAAGAGGAUCCUUGGCACAUGGCUAAAAUGAUAAAAAGCUAUAUGCAGCAGCACAACCUACCACAGAGAGAGGUGGUGGAGUCCACAUGCCUCAACCAAUCCCAUCUCUCCCAGCACCUCAACAAGGGCACACCCAUGAAGAAUCAAAAGAGGGCUGCUCUGUACAGCUGGUACGUCAAGAAAAAGGCAGAGAUUAACCAGCAAUUCACCAAUGCAAGUCGAGGUGUUAUGUCAGGAGAGGAAUCUGGGGAUGAUGUAAGAAAGGGACGGAGGAAUCGAUUCAAAUGGGGCCCAGCAUCCCAACAAAUCCUGUUCCAGGCCUACGAGCGACAGAAAAACCCCAGUAAGGAGGAGAGGGAGGGACUGGUGGAGGAGUGCAACAGAGCAGAGUGUCUUCAGAGGGGUGUUUCUCCAUCUCAGCUGGCUGGUCUAGGCUCUAAUUUGGUCACAGAGGUUCGUGUUUAUAAUUGGUUUGCAAAUCGGCGUAAAGAGGAGGCAUUUCGCAACAAACUGGCACUGGACGUGCCCUAUAGCAGCCAAUCAGCUCCCUCAACAGGCCAGACGCUACCAUCGAGUCCUUCACCAGUUCUGAAGUACAGCCAGCCUGUUCUGAAGUACAACCAUUCAGUGGUUUGUGAGGGUCUGGGUACAGUGAGAAGCUCCAGUGGUGAAGACCGAGGUGGGGGCGCUCGUCUAGCUAGUCCUCUUCAGCUAGAACCCAGUCAUACACUGCUGGAUACACACCAUCACAAACCAGCAUCUUGUGGUGGCUCCUUACCUCCAGUCAGUACUCUCACUUCCCUGCAUGGCGUGUCAGGACCCUCUGCUGCUCCUUCAGGACUGAUCAUGGCCUCCCUACCAAGUGUAAUGAGUCUAGGGGACUCCUCACUUUUCAUAGGCUUGACGUCCUCUCAACCACAGACAGUCCCUGUCAUCAAUAACGUAGGGGGAGGCUUCACUACCCUUCAGCCAAUCUCGUUUCAGCAGCAGUUUCACGCCUCACCUCAGCAGCCAAUAACUCAGCAGCUUCAGAGCCACAUUUGCCCAAGCUCCUUCAUGGCAACAAUGGCACAGUUACCAUGCCACAUGUACAGCAAGGCAGAUCUGAGCUCUUACUCCUCCAGUCUCCUGUCCCAGGCCAUGGUCAUCGCAGACAGCAACAGCAUCGGGACACUGACUAACCUCACAGCUGUUCGACAGAUUCUCACCUCAGAUCCUGAGGGUCACUCAGACACUCCCAUUGAAGAGGAGUCUUUACAUCUGCAGUCCACUUCACCUGAGCCAGUGUCUUCUGGCAGUUUGGAGCUCUAUCCUCAGACACACACAAGUGAAACCCAUCCUUCUCACCUGCUCUCCUCUCCAUCCGGAGAUUUAGACCCUUACAUGCCUACACAGAUGGUCUCUACUGCACAAUAGUAAUGCU
Messenger RNA from Carassius gibelio (silver crucian carp), 2095 nucleotides. Its product is annotated as hepatocyte nuclear factor 1-alpha. The record is from RefSeq and is a predicted model, not a curated record. Gene Ontology annotation, molecular function: RNA polymerase II cis-regulatory region sequence-specific DNA binding; DNA-binding transcription factor activity, RNA polymerase II-specific. Bases 376 to 2088 code for a protein of 570 amino acids. Gene Ontology annotation, biological process: liver development; regulation of transcription by RNA polymerase II; positive regulation of DNA-templated transcription. Gene Ontology annotation, cellular component: nucleus. The transcript is spliced from 10 exons. NCBI's taxonomy places the organism in Eukaryota, Metazoa, Chordata, Actinopteri, Cypriniformes, Cyprinidae.